Molecule: messenger RNA, 1341 nt
Organism: Diversispora eburnea
Lineage: Eukaryota; Fungi; Glomeromycota; Glomeromycetes; Diversisporales; Diversisporaceae
Source: the annotation of a GenBank genome assembly
AUGUCUCAUGUUGUAAUUUCACCUAUAGAUAAUAAGCCUUUUACUACAAUUAACUUAGCCACAGGUGAACAAGUCACUGAAACAAUAGAACGUUCAAAGAAAGCUUUUUUAUUAUGGAAAAAAGUUCCCAUCGAAGAGCGCAUAAGAAUUGUUUCAAAGUUUAUAAAAGCAUUUGUUGAUAAGAAAGAUGAGAUCGCAGAAGAAUUAACCAGGCAAAUGGGAAGACCCAUUAGAUAUACUGGUGGUGAAAUUGAUGGUACGGCUGAGAGAGCGCGAUAUAUGAUGUCUAUCGCGGAAGAUAGUCUAAAAGAUGUUGAAAUUGAAGAUUCAAAUAAACCGGGAUUUAGAAGAUUUAUUCGAAAAGAACCAUUAGCAUGGAACUAUCCAUAUUUAAUUUCUGUUAACGGUGUAGUUCCUGCCAUCCUUGCAGGAAACACUGUAAUUCUGAAACAAUCUUCUCAAACACCCUUAUGCGCUCAAAGGUUCGCAGAUGCUUUUAAGGAAGCUGGGUUAAUUGAAAAUGUUUUUCAGAUUUUGCAUGCUUCUCAUAGUGAAAUUGAGAAAGCUAUCAAACAUCCAGAUAUCGCUUAUGUAAAUUUUACUGGAUCCGUUGGAGGUGGUAGAGAAAUCCAGAAAGCUGCUAGUUCUAAAUUUAUAGCUACGGGACUUGAAUUGGGAGGUAAAGAUCCUGCCUAUAUUCGAUAUGAUGCCGACUUAGAUUAUACAGUGGAACAGCUUGUAGAUGGAUCUUUCUUUAAUAGUGGUCAAUGUUGUUGUGCCAUUGAGAGAAUUUAUGUGCAUGAACAAGUUCAUGAUCAAUUUGUUGAUAAAUUUGUUGAAUUAACUAAGCAAUAUAAAUUAGGUUUUCCAUUAAAACAUGAAACCACACUUGGUCCAAUGGUUCGCACAAAAGCAGCAGAAUUUGUGCGUGAUCAAAUUGAGAAUGCAGUCAAACAAGGCGCAAAACCUUUGAUUGAUGUAUCAUUAUUUCCAGAAGAUAAAAAAAAUACUCCUUAUAUGGCACCUCAAGUUCUUGUUAAUGUUAACCAUUCAAUGAGAGUAAUGACUGAAGAAAGUUUUGGACCAGUAAUUGGUAUAAUGAAAGUAUCUUCAGAUGAAGAAGCUAUUCAGUUAAUGAAUGAUUCAGAAUUUGGAUUGACUGCAAGUAUUUGGACAAAAGAUGAAGAUGCUGCAGUAAAAAUUGGAAAUGAAAUUGAUACUGGAACUUGGUUUAUGAAUAGAUGUGAUUAUUUGGAUCCAGCAUUAGCUUGGGUUGGAGUAAAGAAUUCUGGUAGAGGAUGUACUUUGUCAAAAUUUGGAUUUGAUUAUCUCACAAGGUAA